AUGUCCAAGCCAACAAUCGUCACCGUCCACGGUGCAUGGCACAGUCCGGCCCACUUCGAACCUUUGGCCAGAAUCCUGCGCCAACAUGGGUACACAGUCGUGUCCGUCAGCCUGCCUUCCGUCGUCGACAGGGGCACAACCCCGCUUGAGGAUCCAAGAGAUGAUAUUCGUGCAGUCAGAGACGUGGUUGUGCAGAUUCUUGAUGCUGGUGACGAUGUGGUGCUUGUUCCGCACAGCUAUGGAGGCAUUCCAGCCUCAUCGGCGGUGAGGGCUCUCGAUUCCAGGAGUCGGUCCGCAGCCGGCAAGAGCACUUCGGUUAUAGGCGUCGCCGCCAUCUCCGCCUAUGUCGCCCGCGAGGGUGACGACAUCGCUACGGCUCAGGACUUACCGUCUGGAGAGCGAGCCGAGUUGUACGCGAUUGACGGGUUGAACAAUUACAUUCAGUCGGAGCUCAAUCCACACAAGCUCUUCUACGCCGAUAUACCCGAGAGUGAGGCAGAGAAGUGGACGGCCAUGCUCCGACCAAUGCUUCGCACCGCAUUGUGGACCAACAAGUCAGAGUACUCGGCACACAAGGACAUCCCGAUCCAUUACUUGGUAUGCAACCAGGAUCGGGCCCUCCCCAAGGAUACCCAGUGGCUGUUCAUCAAUAAAGUGCGUCAAGACGGAGGAAGCGUGAGGGUCGAAGAGGUCGAGGCCAGCCACUCGCCUUUCCUGAGCAUGCCCGAUCGCACCAGUGACUUCAUCAGACGAAGCGCAGGGGAAAAUCUGCCUGCAUGA
Molecule: messenger RNA, 780 nt
Organism: Cyphellophora europaea CBS 101466
Lineage: Eukaryota; Fungi; Ascomycota; Eurotiomycetes; Chaetothyriales; Cyphellophoraceae
Exons: 1
Coding region: 1-780 (259 amino acids)
Source: RefSeq, a predicted model, not a curated record